Molecule: messenger RNA, 8373 nt
Organism: Penicillium pulvis
Lineage: Eukaryota; Fungi; Ascomycota; Eurotiomycetes; Eurotiales; Aspergillaceae
Gene: gtb3
Product: glycosyltransferase family 4 protein
Exons: 1
Coding region: 1-8373 (2790 amino acids)
Molecular function (GO): glycosyltransferase activity
Source: RefSeq, a predicted model, not a curated record
AUGAGGCUGCUACAGUCAAAACCACAAGUAGAUAUUGUGCCUUCCGAGGUUUCUCUGUGUCUUGCGAAACUGGCUUCCGAAGACCUCAAACUUACCAGUAUUCGAUCUGAAAGCCAUCGGCCGUCUUCAUUUGGCGUAUACCUUGGAGAGUUUGAAAACCCACUCACAGAAACACAAGAGCGACUGUUGGAGCGUUGGGAUACUCUGGUCGUGGAUCCAUUUCAGUCCGAUGUCGCAGAAGCCAUUCGCAGCCGUAAACGGAUUUUUGUACUCGCAAGACUUGACCUCGCAAAGCUUGGUUACCCAGAAGAUGACACAGUGAGAAGGAUUGAAAAAAUCCAGGAUGCUUUGAACAGCAGAUUGAGCAAAACUGCAUUUUCUGGCGUUCUACUCGCCAACUGGGAGGCUAUCUUUAGUCUUUCCGUCCAGCAAAAGUUGUUUGAAAUUAUAACCAACCUUGGUUUGGCUGUAUAUUUGGAAACACAGCCACCGGGCUUUUUGCAAAAUAAAACUGUUUUGCAAACCAGGGCAGUGUCUGGUCUGGUGAUUCGGAAUGCCAGCAUAUUGCGCGAGGGUGAGAAGCGCGAUUAUUUUCAAAUGACCACUCUCCAGUCAACCAUCAAAGCUUGUGUUUCCGAGGCUUGCUCGAGAAACUUUGUUGUUCUUGUGUGGGAAACAGUGACUGAUGAUGCAGUCUUGUCCAAUGCUGUUGUUCGAAGGUCGCUUCAGUGGUCGAACUUCUAUAGUGCGAUUCCAUGGAUAGGCACCGAGUCUGCUCUUCAGAACUCCGAUUUGAACACGCCAAUCCUUGAGCCGCUUUCCGCUUUUGGUUGGCUGAAAGAAGCGAAGAUAAUGGAGACUCAUGAAGUCUGGCGCUCAAAUUCUGGCAUCUCCUCACCCUCUGGUGGAAAAGCGGGGUGGCUCAUUCUGGAACGUCUCUUCCCUUCAAUUAAGGGAUUUCUUGGAUCCACCGCAGAUGCGCAAAUAUAUCCAGAAGAACCACAAUUCCUCCUCCGUGACCCCCCAGACUGGAGUGCGCAUGGAAAGUCACAGGGAAAUUCAUUGUCUGUUUCAGUAAAUGGACAAGAGUACACCCAUCUUGGUUGUUUUCCUUUGGGCUCAGAUCCCAACGCUCUUGCAUUUUCUGAAAUCCUGAACUCCCAGCAACGUCUAAAAGAUUUGGGUCUCCUUGAUCCUGUUCCCACGAGAAAGGUCAAGGAGAUUGGAGCACUGCUCGGGGAAUUCCACGCGACUUUGGUGGAUUCGAGUGAUGACAGACAGCUUAUAGCCUCAGUCAAACAGCUUUCUGAUUUGGCUUUAAGUGAUGCACUGCACGUUAACCUUGCGCUAGACUCUGGCCUUAGGAAAACCCCAGAAACUCGAUUCUGGGCUGUUCAUCAAAUCGAAAGCGACAGCUGUGAGAUCUUUAUAUCCAAGAACGCACAGGGUCUAGCUGGGACCAUCCUUCAUACUUUCCUAUCUGCAAAGGGACUCUCCCGUCAUGCAUGUUUUGAAGCAGAAACAGCAUUCGCGAAAUGGUCGCAAGAUCUUUAUCCAAACCUCGGUCUUCCUCGCCGACUGGUUCAGGAUAUCGAUGAUCUCAGCCCAGAAGAACGGAUAUUACUAUUGCAGCAUCUGUCACUUACGAAUUCCGAAAGUCACACAUUAGACAGCAUAUUAUCUUACAUCCGCACAAAACUACUGGAUGCCCCUUCCUUGGCUCAAUUGAAAGAAAGCAACACUGUCCGGUACCUGGAACAAUCUGUCUCUGCUAAAGACCUUGUCGAGCGUCGAGUCAACUGGUACAGGGACCAACAAUGCAAACAUGCUUCUUUCGAAACCUCCAUCGAUCUUUUUCAUCAGGUUGACCAGGUUUUCACUGAAGUUUUGAGGACUCAUCGAGAGGAUGAUCUUGCUAGCAUCACAAAAGGACUCAGUGAAAUAGUGAGAGACGGCCAUAUUGAUGCAUAUGUCGACAUGAUAGCAUUGGCGUUAUUCUGUGCUGCGAGGAAAGGUGCCUUCGAUGAAAUUUACAUCGAAGUGACAGACCGCAACCCCUUACUCAACAAUCAGUCGGACCAGGCUGCUUCAUUCGCUGAAUCAUUUGCACUUGGCUCAAGAUGUGAGGCCUAUUUCGACGUUUCCCCGAGUGUCUUUGGAAAGCUUCUUUCUGAUCGAUUUCGGGCAUACUAUAACAUGAAUCAGCCUCCCGAUUGGGUUAAUGGGGCACCCGAACUCGCAACCACCUACGCCGGAGCUCAGAUUGAUGUCGACCCAGAUGAGAAAGCGAAGCCGAUAAGGCCUUACCAGCGAUUCACCUUCUUGGGUGUCUUUGCAAUUCCCGCUUUGAUUGACAUCAUUCUUCUCAGCAUCAUCGGACGGGGCCUAUAUCUGUCUGCAUACAUGACGUAUGAAGAGCAAGACAGUGCUACGAUAGCCUUGUUAAUCUCUCUGCUUUUAUCGGGCGCUAUUGGUACAUGGAUUGCAUGUGGUGGUCCGUACUACCUCAUAUCAAUGGCUUUUGCUGCUGCGAAUAUGUUUGUUUUUAUCCGCUUAAUUGCCGGUAUUGCCUUUACAGUAGCGGGAGGAUUGGUUGGCUUCAUCGCAAUAUCUGCUGUCAAAACACCCCGUGCGGGUAUUGUUUUCUAUCUUUAUCUUGUCGCCCUGACAAUCUACUUCUCGACCUUUGCUUGCCUCGCAAGCUUCAGCUACCCAGGGUCUCCAUUCCUCUCGGGGCGCAAGGCAAUCAUAAUGUCUAUACCAAUAUUGUUUUUGUCACCCAUCAUCACCACCUUCGUUGGAAAUGACUCGGCUAUCUACAUUGCUGUCUUAUACUUCUGUAUUGGAGUGCUUCUUCUCUGCCUACGCUCAACGACCUCCAAGUGGGUGACCUGGUAUCAAUCGAUUCGACGGACUGACGAUUAUGAAAUCCGCAAAUGGUACAUUGCUACCCAUGGUGACAACAAUGAGAAGGUCUUCGCCAACAUGAGUGAUCCAGGCGUGCUCAAGUUGGCCAGAGAAGCUCUAUUAGAGAAUGUCUUAUCAGAGAGAUCGCGUAGUAUUCUCUCUAAAUCAACGACUGAUCAAUUGGUCAAAGACCUUGCCCGGGAUUGGGAGUCAACCAACUUUCUUUUGGACUGGUAUUGCCGAUAUGCAGAUAUCCCAAAGCCCAUUCCAUUCAGUUCAAGCUGGAAUAUCCAAACAAAGGUCGCUUUGGAGACUUUACGGAGUUCACAGAAGGGCCUGCGACUGCACAAUGCAUUUAUCCACUGGCGUCAAUCAAGCAAUGACAUUGGUUGCGGUGCAUUAUAUUUUGUUGUUGCUCUGCUUGAUAAGUGGACGCAGCUCUUGUGUCGUGGCCACCUUCUUGGUUUAAGUGGGGCCUUGACGGAUGUCAAUCGCAAGGCAGCCGGCUUUGCGCUAGCCUAUUACCUGAUUGGUGCCAUUCUGAUUGAUACCAAGGCACAGGAGAUUCACGAGACCAUUGGUGGCCAAAGGCCAAAUGCAAUAAAAACAGAAGAUGAUAUUCAUGCCUCGCAGAAGAGAGUCGUGCAGUUCCGACGUAAGAUUUACUGGAGAACUCUCCUCAAAUUCCUGCUUUGGCAUGUCUGGAGUCUUGCAAUUUCCACGGCUCUCUUGUGGACCUUCGAAGCCACCGUGGAAGGCAUGGUUAUUUUCUUCGCCUAUGUGCUAUCCUAUACAGGUCUCAUCUGGUACCAAUAUACAAAGAUAUUCGCUGGGCCGUAUGCACUCAAACCUCUAAUUGUCGGAAUUUGCAUGGGCUUUCCAGUUGCAAUCGCUCUCAGAGUAUGUCUUCCUGACUUUAUUUACUCGGAGAUUAUUGGCCUCGGAGUUGCAACUUGGACUUCUGCCUUGCUGUCGUUCUGCAGCGCGAGAUUGGGGAUGCCUCCCAAAAGCAUAUCUCUCGUGAAACUUGGACACACUUUUCACGCAUUCACUGCCCCUUGGGCAGAUGCUCAAUGGUCGCAACAAGAGCUCCAAAGUUUGUUUGACUCCAUCUUACUCUUACCCGAAGAUGACCGGUUUGGCCUUGACCCUGCGGCCCACCCUGCAGUAGAGGUCAAAAGCGCUCUGUCAUCUCACAGCCAAGAAUUGCGAAUAAGGGAAGCUUUCCCAAACUCGGAAUCGAUAAUUGAUAACGUCAUCUCUGGUUGGGAUAAAGGAGAUAUAUACGUCGAGCUAGUAUCACAUAGCUCCUUUCCACCGGGAGUCCGAGCUUUGAGCUGCAUCAUCGAAAGCCAGCUGAUGAUAUUCAUUGGUAUCGAUGGUAUUCAUGAUCAGCGACUGGAUAUUUCAACCAACUGCAAGAUUAUUGCAGAGACUUUAAUUCACUCUGUUGCCGAGAUGACCAUGGGUAUUCCUCAUGAGCACGCAGCGUUGGCCGAAGGAAUUGUUUCCAGCGCUUUAACGCAAACCAUGACUGCACAGCUCCAUGGGGAAGAAAAUUCAUCUGCUGUUAUACAUUGGGCCAAGAGAGAACUUCUUCAUCACCUUUGCUUCGGAUUGGAGCCGGAUGUUAACUGGGAUAAAUUGCCUAUCGGGGUUCGAACUGCAUUGCUGAGCCGCUGCCUGGGUCAGCCUUGUAUUCUCACUGAGAGCCAACGGCAAGCCCUCAAAGAGAGCAUUUCUCAUUUUGGAACCGACGACAUAGAUUUGCAUAUAGCAAGAUGCAAUCUCAGAGUCGCCACGGCAAUCAGCAUCCUCGCAUAUCCUCGCAUUGGGCUAGGCGAAGUCCGCUUUUCAAGAGACUUUAAGACUCCUGAAUUUACCCAAUAUUUGCCCCGGAGACUUUCAAGUCCGGUCUCUUUAGUAUGCUCUCCAUUCAGCUUGAUUUAUACUAAGCUUGGAUUGAUAAGCAAGUUCAUUAUGAUUGCCUUGGUCGCCGAUCCUGAGUUCCAGAGAGAAUUCAAUCAUGUCACUCAAUCCCUGCCGACGUUCUUUCGCGUGCCCGUGGUAUUUCUUUUGAACAUGGUCUGGGUUUAUGCCAAGACUAUGCAGGACUUUGGCCUUUGGCUGUUCUUAUUACAUAGGCGCAUGAAUGUGCAGCAGCUGUGGAAGAAGGCCACAGGCGUGACCAUACACAUUAAAAAAAGCCGGAUUACCAUCGAAAAUCUCGAUGGCACGUUUACAGCUUUCAAACACGCAAGUACUGACGGUAUCCUGGAGGUUAAUCAGUAUGUUGGCGACCACAAUUUUGAGCCCUUGGAUUCGAAGGCGCUUAAGUGCCGCAGUACUUACUCCGACGACAUGCUGCUUCUCAGCAAGCAAGAAUUCAAAGACGGAAUUCUGCUUAACGAAUACCACUUUGACCACAGGGUUCCCUCCAAAAUGAGCGUCAAGCCGGGUAAACCUGCGGCCGUGCGCAUUCCACUUGGAAGACGUUGUGUACGAGGCGAUAACAACCUCCAAAGUGUUCAAUACAACCGCGAGGGUCUCAUAGAAAGUGGGUCUUACAUCAAAGAUGGUACUCUCGUCCGAUUCAAGUACCAUUAUCGAAAGAAUCCCCAAUCUGAUGACGACCUCCUUCGGGCCGAAUUUGUCAUGCCUCAUACCUCUUGCAUUGUAUCUUGGUGUGCACCUCCUCUUCACUAUGCUGAGAAGGUUGACCGAUGGAUCCCACAUUCAAGGGUGACCGAAGCAACAUUUUCACAAGGUACCAAUGUCUUCCACAGUCGUUGGAUGUAUGAUCAUAAAUUUCAUCCUACCAUUAUCACCACUAUCAAUGGAACUGAGGUGAAAACGCCUCCUAUGGUCGAACAUGAUUCCUUCCGAAUUCUUUCCAAGCCAAAAUAUACCAGCUUCGUCCAUGAUGACCCCCUAUCCUCUUGUGAAAGUCUCAGGUCGAAUGCCAUAACCCGGUUUUUGGGACUGACAAAGAAGCACUUCUCUGUAUCAACAUCCCGGGCUCGAUCUUUGAUGUGGAAGGCAUGGAAGGAUCGUGAUGACUUGGACGGAGUUACCGUCCGGUGGAUGGAUGAUCGGAUUUUGCGGCGAGAUAGUGUUCUCGCCCCUUACUGGCGCAGUCGUGACAGGGGAAAUCUAUCUGCAGCCAAAGAAUAUCUAGAUCUUCACGCGGAUGCCAUGAUGGCUAGUGCGGACUUGAAUGACGAUGUCUCCAGUUGGACUCCGUUGGCAGUCAAAAUGAGUGAUCUUUUCAACUUUGGGCCGGGUGGUGAUGCCGUUAUCACAAGGCGUUCUAAGGAAAUGUCUUCUGACAAUGACAGUACUCUCCAUGUGAUGGCUGCCGACACCGGUACGUGGCCCAACGAGGGCGGAGGUGUCUCCGCCUGUCGACGUGAUAUGGUGAACUCCUUGCGCACCAUCAGAUGGCAUAUGCUUUGCGAGUCAGCGAACGAUUUUGGGAUUCCAAAACACCAGACGGAGCAAAAUGUGGAAUCUCUGAAGAUAAUUCCUCUCUGGGGCUUGGAUUUUCUGACGCCAACACACGGUCUGUUACACAAUAAGUUGGAUUCGGAAGUAGAUGUUGUCUCCACAGCAAGCAAUUUCGACAUCAGGAUGAACUUCAUCCCGAUACUGACGACACUAGUGAAAGGAGCACGCACAGUAAACCUUUCCAAAGCUGAUAUCCAUCAAGCCACAAGGGCGCUUGUCAAUCUCAAUACGUACUUUCAAGAAUCACGGCACUGGUCGCAAGUUUGGAACAGUGAGCUUGUCAAACAAACCUGGCGUGAUCUUUGGCUCACCCAAGAAAUGCCAAAUGCGACUCCAUCUACCGAGUGGUUUGACACUGAGCUUCCAACACUGCCCUCCUUGGAUGUUGCUUUAGAGCUAUGGUACCGCUAUCUUUUCAUUUUCUCGAUUCCAGUCCCCGAAAAGAUUCCCGAUGUUUUUCAGGCUUCACAUCACAGUGUGAGUGCUUCCUAUGGCGUGGUAUGCAAGAUCAAGAGGGGCUGUACGCUACAAAUUUGGGACCACGCCAUCGCCUGGCGAGAAACGAACCUCUGUCUCUCGUCUGCGUUGUCUAAACUUUCCCCCUUUGUGCGGAAUGCCCUUCUUGGCCUGAUACGCAUCACAUCUGUCUUGACCCUUCAUCACGCGGAUGUCAUUCUUCCAUGUGCUGAUUUCUUUAACCCGGGAUGGGAAAUUGAGAUUGGAACGUGCCAGGGCGAGAUUGAGCACCGUAACAAAUUCCGUCGCAAGGUGGACCCUGUCGUCAAUGGGAUCACAGACAUGCAGAAGUUCACACCAGUGAAGAAGAUCAAAGCCGAGCGCCCGACAGUAACGAUGCUAUCUCACGUGUGGUAUGCCAAGGAUAUCAAAACCGCGCUACUUGCUGCCGAUAUCAUCAUUAACCAGUGGAAAUUUGAUGACUACCACCUAGACAUCUACGGUGCCAUCGACAAAGCACCAACCUACUCAACCGAGUGUCAGGAGAUCAUCGCCUCUAAGGGUCUUCGUGGCCGAGUUACGUUGCGUGGCACUGCAGAUCCCAUGAAAGUGUUGGAAAAAACAUGGCUCUUCCUGAACUCAUCCCUCUCGGAAGGUCUACCCCUUGCCCUUGGUGAAGCAGCUUUGACUGGGGCACCUGUUGUCUGUACAGACGUGGGUGCUUCACUUCGUGUUCUCAGCGAUCCAGAUGAUUUCUCUCGGUUUAGUGCGGUGGUCGCACCAAAUGAUGCCCUCGCCCUGGCAAGGGCUCAAAUCUCCAUGCUGGCCCUUCUAGGUGAAUGGAGCCAAUACAGUGGAGAUAAUGAGUCUGCACCAAUCUUGAGCUCAUCACCCACAGCCGAGGAGGUUACGGCAAUCACCCGUCGAAUGUAUGAGAAAACCGAGCAACGUCGUGAAUUGGGUAUGAAAACUCGCCAGAUUGUGCAAAAGUCUUUCAGCGGUGCCCGGUACCUUCGAGAGCAUGAGCAGAUGCUAUGGAUUGGCAAAUCUACUACGACAAUGGCCAACCAUACAACUGCGCUCGAGAACCAGACAAUUGUGAAAGGGCAAAUGGUCACCACCACUCAGAGCGUCGCCCACCGUCAAACAGAAGGCGACCUUGAUCCACGCAUUUUCGACGGUUCAGCUCUCGGUUCGAGCACUUCCUCCACGGACAUAGAGUCUCUCGGCCAUCUACCGGCCUUUACUCCCCGUCACUCCAGCCUUGCAAUCAAGGACACUCCAGGCGGAAACCCAGCCGCGAACCAGGUGCGGCCUCAAAGUUUCAGGUCUUCUCUGGUUGAUCAGCUCCAGUCACAGUCUCACACAGACUUUUUGUCAACUGCGGGUCGUGAGCAGUUGCGUGGCCUGCGCCGGGAGGACAUGAUGCAGUUUCGGAGCGCGGAUGUCAGUUUAAUCAUGAGCCAGGAUUUCCUUCGCUCUGGUAUGCUUUGGAGUGGCUAA